Arachis stenosperma is the source of this 546-nucleotide messenger RNA. RefSeq lists its product as uncharacterized. The transcript has 2 exons. The record is from RefSeq and is a predicted model, not a curated record. The coding region runs from base 1 to 546 and encodes 181 amino acids. Lineage: Eukaryota; Viridiplantae; Streptophyta; Magnoliopsida; Fabales; Fabaceae.
AUGAUCAUUACUAAAGAUGAUGUUGAUGGUAUCUCUGAUCUCAAGGCAGACCGUACUUUUGAGAUGAAAGAUCUUAGUUCUCUCAGCUAUUUUCUUGGUCUAGAAGUCAUAUCCACCGAUGAUGGCAUCUAUCUCUUUCAAGCUAAAUAUGCUUCAGAUCUUCCUGCUCGAGCUGGAAUUACAGAUAGUCGUACUAAGUUUACUCCUCUUGAGUCUAAUGUUCGAUUUACUCAUAUGGAUGUUCUUCGCAUUCUUUGCUACAUCAAAGGCACACUAUUCCAUGACCUUUAUUUUUCUGCCCAUUUAUCUUUAUCCCUUCAAGCAUACUCAGAUGCUGAUUGGGCUGGUGAUCCCACUGAUCGUCAUUCCUCUACUGGUAAUUGUUUGUUUCUUGGCGACUCUCUCAUAUUCUGGCGAGCUAAGAAGCAAACAUUCACUGCUCAAUCAAGCACAGAAGUUGAAUAUCGUGCUCUCGCUGACACCACUACUGAAGUUAUCUCGAUUCGUUGGCUUCUCAAAGACUUAGGUGCUCCUCAGUCAUGCUGA